AUGGCUUCGAAGGAAUCGGAAAAAUCGUUGAAUCGUUUUCUUAAAAAUUUUUUACGCUUCUCCAAACCUGGCAAUGUGUCGAGUUCUCGCAAUGAUUUGCCAAUAUCGCCGGAGUUAGAACGCGAGCUACGUCCGGAAACGCCAAUAACACAGCGAUGCAAAGCCUUGAGAGAUUUUGGCGAACAGGUUAUGCUGUCGCGCCUCGAACCGGAUGCGGUGCAGUCGCUGUGGGAGCUCACGAAGGAUUUGCUCGUUGGGAACAAGCUGAUGGAACAGCGACAGUGCGCCCUCGCUUUCUAUUGCAAGCUUAUUCAGGGACAGUACGACAGCCUGGGGUUAAUGCGAGCUCAGUUCUAUCGCGUGAUCGAGAGCCACAACGAACCGGAGGACAUUUGCUACCGGCUGGAUAUGCUGAAGUACCUCACCGAGACGGGCAAAAAUAUUCAGCACUUCGAGCGGGAGAUCGGUCCGUUUCUGCUCGAAUGGAUCAAACCGAUUCACGAAGCGGGCCUGAUCGAUCCGCUGCUGGAGCUGAUUGUCAACCUGAUCAAGUACAACGCGGCCAGUCUGGAACCGAAAUUUCUCGUUGGCGUCGUGUCGUAUAUUUUCGACAUGACGUGCAACAAACAGGAGACGGCCACGAUACUGCUCUGCCUGUCCGUGUUGGAUUGUUUCAUUUGUUACGCGAUCAUACCGAACGAAUCGCUUAUGCUGUUUAUCAUCAUACUGUGCCGGGUGGUCAAUCAGGAGGUGUACUGCCAGCCGUCGUGGAAGAUCAUGAAGAAUCUCUUCGGAACAGCGCUGGGACACGCGACGCUGUUGACGAUGUGUAACAUAUUGAAUAACCCGGCCUUUCAUCAAGACGAUGCCUUGCUCCGGGGAGCCAUUUUCCACACAAACGUUGGCUUGUGGGGGGUUGGCGUCGUGCCGAUACUCCGUUCGCCUUCGCUGGUGCUUACAAGCUUUUGGAAUGCGCUUAAAAGCAGACACGUGAUUGUGACGUACGAGGUGAUCUUGAGCAUAAACCGGCUAAUACAGCGAUCCGGCAGCGAGCUGAAUGAACCUACGUGGGACAUCAUCUACGACAUUAUGACGGAGAUUUCACACAAUCUCGCCAUACACCGGUUGCCACCGGAACACGACGUGCUGGCACAGUUCCACGAUACGCUCAACAUGAUGGAAUCGAUGCUGCAACAGGGCACCAUGAACGCUGAUCCGGAGAAAGUAUACGCGUUGAUCGAACACGUGUCUGCCGAACGUCCGGAAGCUUCGGUCAAGCAGCUGAUCGAUUACCGGGCGAGCAAGAUCUCAGCCACUCGUUCGGAAUGGCUCAAACAGUUGUGCCUGUUCAUGGACCGGUUUUACCGCAUGAAAAACAGCAACAUUAGGAUCUACGCGGUGCAGGCGCUCGAGCGAAUCAUGGCCGCCAAUCGUGCCGCUUACGAGGACGAAAUUUUGGAGCGGAUCGUAAUCGUGCAUUUGGGAAACGUGCCGUUGGAAAAGGACUGCGAGGUGCGAAAGGCCGUCGCACGAACGCUGAUCGAGUUCACGAUUCACUGCGAAACGAAGCGUUGUAUCGAGUUGUUGGAAAUCGUGGAGAAGCUGUUGCACCGACCGUACGAGGAGAACCUGGUUGUGAGGUCGGAGCAGGAGAUUGAGGACAUCGUGCUGCUGGUGGACGGGUUGAUACGGUUGUUCAUCGUAAAGCUGUACCGGCUGCCGUCGUUGCAUGCUAUUCGUGUGUACAGCAUGCUUAUUGGGUUUCUGGAGCUGCACUAUCAGCGGCCACACGUGCUGAGCAACGUCACAACUGUGCGGUAUCGAAUUUUCGCCUGGAUGAUGAAGGCACGUGCCAACGGAUCAUUUCACAUCGGAUACCCCGAUCCGGAGGAUGGCAAUCGGGUGCGUUUUUCGCACUACCUAGGCAUAGAGGGACCAUAUCAGCACCAGAGCUUACAACCGCAGCCGUAUUUGUCCAGCCAGUCCUCGAGCCAGCUCAACUUGAGCGCUCCAGCCACCGGCACGGAGGUCGGUUCGAAGGUGAUGGAUCGCAUCCCGGCCACCAACCUGACGACGAUCUCCAUCAAACGCGGCUGCCAGGUGAUCGUGCUGUGCCUGAAGGAGGAAAAAGACUGGGAAGUGAUACAGUUCGUGCUGACCGAGCUGCCGAGCGUGAUGCAGAACAAGGCGCUGAUUCAGGGCAACGAUGUUGAUUCGCUUGCCCGCACGCUGUACCGCAUGUACACGGACAAGAUGCAGCUGGAAAAGUUGCACGUACCGCCGAACAUGCACCCGAAGAUGUCGGACUACAUGGAGCUGAUAUUGCCAGCCCUGUCCAGUUUGGCGAUGUACCACCAGCAUCUCGAUAUCAACACGCAGAAGAACAUCAUCGACGCGCUAAAGCAGGGACUGAUUUCACGUCGUCCGCACGAAAGCAUCCGCACACUGACGAUUCUGCUGCUCGAAAUGCCGGAACAGCUGAUGCCGAAGAUGGCCGAUUUGCUGCUCGAACUGAGCAAGAUGACCGGCACAAAGAUGGUGGCCCUGCCGGUGCUGGAGUUUCUUUCGACGCUUAUCCUGGUGCCGAGCUUCCGGUUCGGUAACUUCACCAUGCGCACGUACAUGUGCGUGAUGGCCAUGACGCUGCCCUUCACGAACCCGUUCCGGUACGACCACUACACGGUUUCGCUGGCACACUACGUCGUGGCGGCGUGGUUCAUCAAGUGCAAAUUACCCUUGCGCAAUCAGCUGGUGAAGUUCAUCGUCCAGGGGCUCGAAUCGUACGUGCACGUGCCGUUCCAGGACGGUUCGCGAUCGUUCUCGCAGGUGAACGAAGAUUCGUCGGAGCGGAAACGUAGCUCCAGCCUCACCGAGCAAAGCUCAAGACGGCGUGAUCGCAUCCAGCAGCAAACCCAACAGCAGAAGCAAUCGCAACAGCAAGGACAAAAGGCGGCCAUAGUUGGCCCACCCGGAACGGUACCGGUCUCGACGGCUGGUUCCGUUGUGCAAUCCUCAUCAUCUGCUCAGCUGCCUGCGCAGAAGGUUUACUCGAUCGCACCACCGCUUAACGACGACAUGUAUCGGUUUCACAGCGAGCUGGCGGAAACGUGCGUCGAUUUCAUUGCACGCCACGCGUAUUCACCGUGCUCCGGAAUCUCGAAACGGUUGCCUUCCGCCGAGUUUCUCCUAUCUGGCGGGCAGUCAUUAACGUGGUUGGUGGGACACAAUCUAAUCACCAUCACAACGAGCGGUUGUUCGGGUGUAAACUUCCGGAACGGGCUGUGCGAUCGGUGCCAUCAGUUUUGCCAGACAAACGGUAGCGCCAAUGCUGACCUAAUCGGUCCCAAAAUAAGCUCUCAUCACCAGCAGCCACAACUCCAUCAAGCACCGAAAUCCAGCAGCAACAACGCUAAUACCUUGGCCAUAACGAACACGGUCGGUGGUGGACAGCCGCUUUCACCGGAACCAUCGCUCAACAGUGCGUCGUCCGGAAAGGACUCCGGGUUGUCCGGUGUCGGACCGGGGUUGGACGGUGGUGGCGCUGGUGCUAGCAAAACGUUCCUUCCCUUUGAUGGCGGGGUGCUACCGCCGGUGCCACCCGCGGUCGUGUCGACGGCGAAUAAAAGGUAUACCAAAGCCAGUUUGCAACACAGUAGUGCAAACGAAUCCGAUAGCACUGAUCUGACGACAUCAAGCUCUACGUCGUCCUCGGCCGCAGCAACACCCUUCCCAACGGCACCACACUCCGCCCAUGGUCACGUGGCCAGCGGUAGUUUGUCGGCAUCCGGUGCCACCGUUGCCGGUAAUCGAUUCUUCCGCCAAGGCUCACAGGAAGGCUACUCGUCCGGUUCACUUGAGGCGUUGUCUCGCCGUGGCAGCAAUCCCGAUUCGGUGGAUCCUGGCAUUGGUCCGGGUGGUAUGGGAGGGUCAGGCGCAGGAGAACAUGCUCUACAGCGCACCAGCUCUAUGGUUCAACCACGUGGACCGCCUGGUUUGAUGACCACGAUCGGGAAUCGUUUGAUAUUGCCUCAGCAGUUGAGCAGCUCAAUGACCGGGGCAUCGUCGUCCUCGUCGGGUAUCGGAUUCGACAAACCGGUGCAACCGUGCUCCUGCCUGUGUACCGGUUGGGCGGAAGUAAGCGUCCGCCGACCAACCGGUUAUACGUCGUGGAUUAUGCGCAUCCAGAGCCAAGUUUCACACGACAUUCUCGGUGGCGAUGUGGGGCUGCAGGACCUUUCGUCGCUUUUCUCGCCCAGUAUUGGCGGUGGUGUGGUUGGAGCGGAUUUCUUUAACCACAGUGCCGUAGGACAGGCGGCGUAUUCGUCCGAUGGGACCACACCGUUUGGAAGCAGUGUGGAUAUUCCCUCCACGGCUGGUCCACAAUCGUUUAUCGCGGGUGCUGAAGCGGUCCCGCCAUAUCCGGAUGGCACGGAAUUGACGAAUCCUCUAGCAGUCGCAGCAAUCGGCAACACCGUUCAAUCGUUGGCUGGUGGCCAACAGCCUCGAGCGAAAGUGUCCAUUUCGGAUGAGGUGUUUGAAAUGGCGCGGAAGAACGAUUCGAAGAAGAAACCAUCGGUCGAGGAGGAACACGAGCAGAGCGAGGACGAGGAGCUUAAGCAUGUGAUGGCAGGUGGGGUGGAGGGUGCACCUCUCAGCGGCGGUGGUUCGGGGCCAAUCAACAUUCCCGGCAAGCAACCGGCGGCAUCCGAUGACGAGGAGGACGAUGAUGAUGAGGACGACGAGGAUGAGGAUGAGGACAGUGAUGAAGAUGGGCGCAGAGGACGAUACGACGGUGGUGGGGAUGGAGUGAUGUUCGACGAUGUGGAGGGGCGGUCCCGAAAACCAGUACGGCGGGUUAAUUCGAGCCCGGAAAUGCGCACGAAAUGGAAUCCGCAAUAUUUGGCGAAAGCGAAAGAGAAGGAGGGUUCGGUGUCGGACGCGGCGGUUGGUGGUCAGACGAUGGUUAGUGACCCGGCGGGGAUGGUUACGGCACCGGUGGCUGUGACGACCACCAUUGGAGGUGGCCAAGUGCUGGAAAGCGGAGCGGUGAUCGAGAAGAAAAAGUCGACCUACGGAAAGGGCGUAAGUUGUGAGGCGAUUCCUGAGGAAAUUGCUGGUUCUACACCACCACCACCAAGUGCACUACGAUCGCAAAGCCAUGAGGCCGAACCGACCCAUUCUACCGCUGCCCCACCACCACCUACGGUGCGUGGAACGGCGAUGGCCAAGCAUCAGUCUGAAUUCAGCGCCACAAAAACGGCAGCCAUCACUACUUCGCUGCCGGAAUCGAAUACCCUCGAACCGGUGUCCACCUCGAUGGUGAUCCCACGGAAACAACACUCGGCGGAUGAUGCUACGCUGGCCUCCCGUAACCUCACUGAUGGUGGAGUCGUCUCGAACGAAGGCAUCAAUCUCAACGCGGGAUCAAUCAAUAGCGGGAUGACGACGUCAAGUGCCAGUACGAUCGCACCGAUCCAGCAAACCUCGUCUUCGUCCGCGCUUAGUCUUAAGCUACCCCCCGAGAAGGUGACGAGCAAGCCACCACAAUCUCCGGUGCCACUUUCGCCUCGGUUGCUCGCACGUAACACCGCCAACCUGAAACAAUCGAGCUCGGGUACGGCUUCACCAUCCUUUCCGGCGAUGGGUGGCGGUAUGGGUGCCAUGGGCAUUGGCUUGGGGUUGAUGGGAUACGACUACGAUCUGCCACGUGGUCGCUCGAAGACAAUCUCGACCGUGCGCGAACACUACGCACGUGAACUCGCGAAAUUAAACGCUGCAAACGCGGGAACCGUGGCGAAUGUACCGCGAAUCCAGCGUAACGAGUAUAUCCCCCGGUCCGUGAUCAGUCCGAGCUUCGUGUUCCUGCAGCUGUACCAUCACGGUCAGUUCGGACCCGAGUGUCCCGUGCUGAUGGACAAGGAUCCGGAGAAGGCGAUCGGAUUGCUCGAUCUGAUACCACCGUUCGAGAUGCACAAGAUCGGGGUGCUGUACGUGGGACCCGGCCAGGCAGGAAACGAGACGGAGAUACUGAAGAACCGGUACGGUAGCCUGCGGUACGCCGAGUUUCUCAGCAGCCUCGGUACGCUGGUUGCGAUCAAGGACGCCAAAGAGAAGAACAUUUUCAUCGAUCUCGAGAGCAACGGCAAGGAUGGUGCGUUCACGUACAUCUACCAGGACGACAUCGUGCAGCUGACGUUUCACGUCGCGACGUUGAUGCCAAACAAACGCCAGGAUCCGCACUGCAACGAGAAGAAGAAGCACAUCGGUAACGAUUUCGUCACGAUCGUGUACAAUGAGAGCGGCGAGGAGUAUGAUUUGAAAACCAUCAAGGGCCAGUAUAACUACGCGUGCGUGAUUGUGGAACCCAUCGAGCUGAGCAGCAAUCGGGUUUUCAUCCGCUCGAAGGACGAUCUCGCGCAGCACGUGACACGCGAUACGAAGAUCGUCUCCGAUCACACCGCACCGUUGCUGGCCCGGCAGAUGGCGCUGCAUGCGAACUUGGCAUCGUUGGUUGCGCAAUCGUUGAAAACGAAGAAUUCUAGCCCGUACGCUUCCAACUGGCUCGAGCGGCUGCGCAAGAUCAAAAACAUCCGGCUGCGUUACGGGCAGCAGCAGGCCGAGGAUCAGCAGAAGCAACAGCAGCAACCGUUUCAGCAGCAGGGUGGCUCGGCGAACGAUCUCAGUUCUGCCACCGGCUACGCAUCCAGCUUCCGCGUGGACGACUUCUCCAAAUACACCGUCUGAGUGGCAUUCGCAGAACAGUUGUUAUAUGUAUAUUCCUAUUUUGUUUUUUUUUUUAUUUCUUUAAUUGGAAUUCUCUCUCACACAUUAUCUCUGAGCUCAUAUUUGAACACUUUAUUAUCGCAAUUUGUUACCGUACGCAGGGCGGUGUUACGCCCUUUUUUUCGCGUCUGUUCUGUUUUCUGCUCGCGUACCUCUUUGCUAGCGUGAUACUGCAUCGUUAUGAGCUGCAAUUGGCAAAUAAGGGCACGCGCGCGGGCCAUCCCGCUGUUUCCGAUGAAGCAUUGCAUUCAGUCACCAUCGCUUUCGUUAUCUAGAACAAGUUUUAAUGAAUUCAAACGGAAUUAAAUCCCCCUUUUUUGUGCUCCUUUAAACCCCCUUCGCCGAUGGUUCCGCGUUACAUCAAUUCCAUGCACCAUCAGUCCGGUUCGAUACCGUCAAUGGUCCCUUACCAUCCCUUCACGGCUUAACAAAAAAAACAACCCGCCCUUUUUCCCAAAACAGCGCCGAACGAAUGAGAACAAAGCAUGAGCUAGAGAUGCAGCGAACUGCAGCUGAUGACAUAAUAUCAAUAAUGUUUGCAUACUUGUUAUCGUACAAAUAGUA
Anopheles nili is the source of this 7347-nucleotide messenger RNA. It is a transcript of the gene gig, whose product is annotated as tuberin. Gene Ontology annotation, biological process: negative regulation of Wnt signaling pathway; regulation of cell cycle; regulation of small GTPase mediated signal transduction. The transcript has 6 exons. NCBI's taxonomy places the organism in Eukaryota, Metazoa, Arthropoda, Insecta, Diptera, Culicidae. The record is from RefSeq and is a predicted model, not a curated record. Gene Ontology annotation, molecular function: GTPase activator activity. The coding region runs from base 1 to 6744 and encodes 2247 amino acids. Gene Ontology annotation, cellular component: cytoplasm; nucleus; TSC1-TSC2 complex.